Messenger RNA from Mandrillus leucophaeus (drill), 1296 nucleotides. It is a transcript of the gene KIR2DL4, whose product is annotated as killer cell immunoglobulin-like receptor, two domains, long cytoplasmic tail, 4. Lineage: Eukaryota; Metazoa; Chordata; Mammalia; Primates; Cercopithecidae. The record is from RefSeq and is a predicted model, not a curated record.
AGUGCUGUUUCUUUCCCGUGUUGAUCUCGGACAGUACUAUGUAAGGAAUUGUCGGUGGCUGGUGAUGGUAUCUUAGCUGGUUUUCAGAGAGCCACAUUCCUCCCUUGACCGGACUCCCACUAGAACCUCAUAUGACGUACAAGAAGCCUACCUGUGUCCCUUUCGCAUGUUGUGGUCAAUGUGUCAACUUCAUGAUCCAGGCUCCUCACCACAUCCUCUGCACCGGUCAGUCGAGCGGAGUCACUGCGUCCUGGCAGCAGAAGUUGCACCAAGUCCAUGUCGCUCACGGUCGUCAUCCUGGCCUGUCUUGGGUUCUUCUUGGACCAGAGGGUGUGGGCACACGUGGGUGAUCAGGACAAGCCCUUCUGCUCUGCCUGGCCCAGCGCUGUGGUGCCUCAGGGAGGACACGUGACUCUUUGGUGUCACUAUCGUCCUGGGUUUAACAUCUUCACGCUGUACAAGGAAGAUGGGGUGCCUGUCCCUGAGCUCUACAAAAGAAUAUUCUGGAACAGUUUCCUCAUUAGCCCUGUGACUGCAGCACAUGCAGGGACCUACAGAUGUCGAGUUUUUCAUCCGCACUCCCCCACUGAGUGGUCGGCACCCAGCAACCCCCUGGUGAUCAUGGUCACAGGUCUAUAUGACAAACCUUCUCUCUCAGCCCAGCCGGGCCCCACGGUUCCCGCAGGAGAGAACGUGACCUUGUCCUGCAGUUCCCAGCGCUCCUUUGACAUGUACCAUCUAUCCAGGGAGGGGGAGGCCCAUGAACUUAGGCUCCCUGCAGUGCCGAGUGUCAAUGGAACAUUCCAGGCUGACUUCCCUCUGGGCCCUGCCACCCAUGGAGGGAACUACAGAUGCUUCGGCUCUCUCCGUGACUCUCCCUACGAGUGGUCAGACCCGAGUGACCCACUGCCCGUUUCUGUCACAGGAAACCCUUCAAGUAGUUGGCCUUCACCCACUGAACCAAGCUUCAAAACUGAUGCUGCUGUAAUGGACCCAGAGCCUGCGGGGGACAGAACAAGGAACAGGGAGAUAGACUCUGAUGAACCAGACCCUCAGGAGGUGACAUACACACAGUUGGAUCACUGCGUUUCCACACAGGGAAAAACCACUCGCCCUUCUCAGAGGCCCAAGACACCCCCAACAGAUACCAGCGUGUACAUAGAGCUUCCAGAUGCUGAGCCCAGAUCGUUGUCUCCUGCCAACGAGCACCACAGACGCCUGGAGGGGUCUUCUAGGGAGACAACAGCCCUGUCUCAAAACCAGCUUCACAGCUCAGUGCCAGCAGCUGGAAUCUGA